Maylandia zebra (zebra mbuna) is the source of this 853-nucleotide messenger RNA. NCBI's taxonomy places the organism in Eukaryota, Metazoa, Chordata, Actinopteri, Cichliformes, Cichlidae. The record is from RefSeq and is a predicted model, not a curated record.
UGCGCAGCCGGAUGUUGACAGGCUCUCUGCUGUGUUUGAGCUGUAACUGUUACCGCUAUCACGUUUCUCGUAGUCUCCACAUCUAGAACUUUCCUGUCACUCCAGAAACAGUGCACAUCCACAGAAGCAGAUGGCAACCGAACGCAGCUUCCCCGAUAGCUUCAUUGACGAAGAUCCACAGAAAGCUCUGCAGGAGCUUAACGAGGCCUUACAAGGAGACUCAGACAACGCUGAGUGGUUUUGUCAGCGUGCCUAUGCCCACAUACUGCUCAAGAACUACAGCUGUGCUGCUGAUGACGCCAAGAAAGCACAACAGCUAAAACCCAGCCUCUCCCUUGCUUUCAUGCGCACAGGAAUAGCCGAAUAUCACCUGAACAACUAUGAGUCAGCGCAUGCAGCCUUCACUCAGGGACACCAACUGGACGAUUCUGACAAAACCUUUGAGGUCUGGAUCAAGCGGUGUGAGGAGAUGAUGGAAAAUAAGACACAAAACAACAACGUCAACACGACACCAGCGGCUCCACCUGUGAAGCACGACUGGUACCAAACAGAAUCGCAAGUCAUUGUCACAGUGAUGGUGAAAAAUGUACCCAAGGAUGGCGUGCAUGUCAGCUUCAUGGAAAAGGAGAUGUCUGCCACAAUACAGCUGCCAUCAGGGGAUAACUACAACCUCAACCUCCACCUUCUACACCCUGUUGUCCCCCAACAGAGCAGCUUCAAGAUCCUCACCACUAAGGCUCCCUCUGCUGCACUUAUGGACGCGCAGGGUACCCCCCUCGCGUCGGGAAUUGACGUGAAGAGUCCUCCGAUUGAAGAGAUUGCUGCAGAAGUGCCUGUUGAAAUCACUUUGUAG